GAUGGGUAGUGAACGGAUUAUAACUCACUUGUUCAUUCGGCGCUGAUCAGAGCAACUGACAUCAAGACAAGAAAAACAAAAUGAGGACACUUUUGGCUGUACUUCUUUUGGGGUUUGUYGCUGUAGCCUUUGGUAAACAGGAAAAGAGAUUCUUCGUUGAUUUCUGCAAACACAGCACCGCAGAUAAGGACUGUGGCAGUGAUCGUUGUUGUCUCACUGGUCUGCACAUGUGCGCACCAAAACGAGGUGAAGGGCAAUCCUGCAACUUUUCGGGUCUUCACGGUUGUGGAUGCAAGGAUGGAUUGACUUGUCAAGUCAGCAGUAAUCUGGGUCCAAUCAAGUACUACAAAUGUUURAAGACCCCAAGUGGCUCUGGCGAUGGAGCUUUCUAAUCUACUCGGUGCAUAAAAAUGAUCUGAUAUGUCUUCAAUAAAAUUGRAUCCCUCUAUUAAA
Actinia tenebrosa (Australian red waratah sea anemone) is the source of this 453-nucleotide messenger RNA. RefSeq lists its product as uncharacterized. Gene Ontology annotation, molecular function: enzyme activator activity. Gene Ontology annotation, cellular component: extracellular region. The record is from RefSeq and is a predicted model, not a curated record. Gene Ontology annotation, biological process: lipid catabolic process; digestion. Lineage: Eukaryota; Metazoa; Cnidaria; Anthozoa; Actiniaria; Actiniidae.